This is a messenger RNA of Caretta caretta (loggerhead turtle), 3154 nucleotides long. It is a transcript of the gene SLC5A5, whose product is annotated as solute carrier family 5 member 5. Gene Ontology annotation, cellular component: membrane; extracellular exosome. Gene Ontology annotation, biological process: sodium ion transport; iodide transmembrane transport. NCBI's taxonomy places the organism in Eukaryota, Metazoa, Chordata, Testudines, Cheloniidae. Gene Ontology annotation, molecular function: sodium:iodide symporter activity. The record is from RefSeq and is a predicted model, not a curated record.
GCUCGGAUAGCAGCUGGCUCGAUGUCCCAGGUGGGCAGCAUGGAGGUUUUUAUGCCGGAGAUGCUAACAUUCAGCCUCUGGGACUACGGAGUAUUUGGUCUGAUGCUCCUGGUCUCCACGGGGAUUGGGCUUUUCUAUGCCCUCUCCAAAGGCGGGCAGAAGACCAGCGACGACUUCUUCACCGGGGGGCGCCAGAUGUCGGCCGUGCCUGUGGGGCUCUCGCUCUCUGCUAGCUUCAUGUCGGCCAUCCAGGUGCUGGGUGUGCCGGCAGAGGCCUACCGCUACGGCAUGAAGUUCUUGUGGAUGUGCCUGGGGCAGAUGCUCAACACCCUGCUGACCACCUACCUCUUCCUGCCCGUCUUCUACCGCCUGGGGCUGACCAGCACCUACGAGUACCUGGAGAUGAGAUUCAGCAGGAAGGUUCGUCUAUGUGGGACCAUCCAGUACAUCACUGCCACGAUGCUGUACACAGGGAUAGUCAUCUAUGCCCCUGCGCUGAUCCUCAACCAAGUGACAGGGCUGGAUAUCUGGGCAUCUCUUCUCUCCACUGGAGCCAUCUGCACCUUCUACACCACCAUAGGUGGGAUGAAGGCUGUCAUCUGGACAGAUGUGUUCCAGGUGUUCGUGAUGCUGUCUGGGUUCAUUGCCAUCCUGAUCCAGGGGACGCUGCUUGUGGGCAGCCCUGGAGCAGUCCUGGAGAUCACAUCCAACCACUCCAGGGUUAACCUGCUCGACUUCGACCCAGACCCCAGGAGCCGCUACACCUUCUGGACCUUCACCUUUGGGGGCACCAUGGUGUGGCUCUCCAUGUACGGUGUGAACCAGGCCCAGGUCCAGCGCUAUGUGGCCUGCAAGACGGAGAAUGAGGCAAAACUUGCUCUGCUGGUCAAUCAAGUGGGCCUCUUCUUCAUCGUCUCCAGCGCGGUGGGCUGUGGCAUUGUGAUGUUUGCGCUCUACAAGGACUGUGAUCCCCUCCUGGCUGGAUACAUCUCUGCCCCCGACCAGUACAUGCCCUACCUGGUCCUGGAUAUCUUUGAGAAGUACCCGGGCGUGCCCGGUCUCUUCCUGGCCUGCGCGUACAGUGGGACCCUCAGCACGGCGUCCACCAGCAUCAACGCCAUGGCAGCCGUCACCGUGGAAGACCUGGUCAAGCCCAGCAUGCCCUCCCUGUCGCCACAGAAACUCACCCUCCUCUCUAAGGGACUCUCAUUGAUCUACGGCAUCUCCUGCAUCACGGUGGCUGCCUUGUCUUCCCUGCUGGGAGGCGGUGUGCUGCAGGGUUCCUUCACCGUCAUGGGCGUGAUAAGCGGCCCUUUGCUUGGAGCCUUCAUCCUUGGGAUGUUCAUACCCGUUUGCAACACAGUCGGGGUUUUUGCAGGCUUGGGGUCUGGUUUUGUCCUCUCCUUCUGGGUGGCGGUGGGGGGCACCAUCUACCCACCCAGUGAGGACACCAUGGGAGUGCUGCCUUACUACGGAGACCUGUGCCCGCUCUACAAUGCUACCGAGGGGAUCAACAGCACCAUUGUCCUGGGACCCCUGCCUCCGCGGAACGUCUCUGCACCCUUGGAAAGGCCGGCCAUUGCCGAUGACUUCUACGCCAUGUCCUACCUCUACUUUGGGGCUUUGGGGACGCUGUCCACUGUGGUGGUGGGGGUGCUGAUAAGUUACCUGACAGGUCCUACCAAGAGGAGCCAGAUGCCCCGGGGCGUGCUCUGGUGGGACAUUAUCAAGGAGACCUCUUCGCUCUCCCCAGAGGGCAGGAAAAACCCCUCUGAGGACAGUCUGACCAAGGACUCAGGGGUCUCCCCCACUCUGCAGAAGAAGCCGUUCAGCUCCUCCACGUUCCUGCUGGCAGGGCUCACGGGCAGCGAGGAGGCCGACCGGGCGCUGCUGGCGAAGCAGCUGGAGGCGGGCGCCCCCUUGCAGUGCGACUCCGAGGAGUUCCUCUGGCUCGGCCACCCUGUCGACGCCGGCUGCUGCCACCUGCCGCGAGAGACCAGCGUCUAGGGCUGGGCAGCGCCGCUGAGCUGCGGCCCAAAGGGGAGGCUGAGCUGGGUUCAGCCAGCCCCCAUCACCCCAGAGCCAGCAUGCGGGGAGGGGAACGAAUCCAGCCCCCGCCCCAGUGAGGGAGCAAUGGACAGAGCAGCCCUGGGCUGGCCAACCCCCUCCACAUUUCCCCCAGCAAGGACAUUCUGGGAGGAGUAUUACAGCACCCCCCACCCUGCACCGUCCCCCUCCAGGGGGUGCCUGUGGCUCUGACUGGCCAGGCAGAGGCUGACACGGCAAAGCGGCUGCACUAAGGUACCUGGAUGCUGCAGGCGCCAGCCAGGCACAGCCCAAGUGGGUUUGGGAAGGCAGUAGCCACACAGAGGACCCAAGCUGCAGCCGGUGCUGAGCCCUGUGGCUGUGACAGAGCAGGGCCUUGUCUAGAGCUGCCCACCCCCUCCUGGCUGCUAACAUAGCAACAGAUGGAGCCCUGGGAUUUAGGCUGGUGAUUUAUGGGGAAACUGAGGCAGGGAGCAAGCAAGGGGCUUGGCAAGUUGGAGAAUGGGCCGUGGAAAGAACCCUGGAGUCCUGGGCUGAGCACCAGAGCAGCGCUCACCACAUCUGCUAGGCCAGCCCCCAUCCAAAUUCUGCCUCUGCCCCCCUGAGCCAGGACCAGCUUCUCUGCCCCCCGGCCCCACUGCGGCAGCAAUCAGCAGCUGAAGCCACUCGGCACUAAGUACCACAUCAGCUCAUUUUAACCGGUGUGGGGAAUGGUGUGGGGCAGGGUUAGGCUGAGCUCUGGGGGACAGAUGGGGUCAGCUCUGCCCUGGCCUCUCAGGCCAGCCAUUAGGCCGUAUCCCCAGCUGCGGUAAACAGGCCCUAGCCCCGCUGAUGUCCCGAUUUCCAGGUGGGGCUGCGGGCCGAGCUCUCUCCUUGGGCAGGCUCAGGCCCGACCUGGGGUUUUCAGGGAGUGUUUGGAGUUAACAGUGUCUCGCUCCAGGCACCCUCUGGCAGCAUAUCGGCAUGGCUUCGAGACUCCUGCUUCUUGCAUAACUCCUCUGUGCCUGAAGUACUUUAUCAACCCACCGCAGACCGUACCUGCUCAUGAAAUAGCUUAUCUGCCCACUGUCUAUCUUAUCGGGGGCACACAGCGCCUGUUGACUGUAAA